This is a messenger RNA of Oryzias latipes (Japanese medaka), 2665 nucleotides long. Its product is annotated as putative selection and upkeep of intraepithelial T-cells protein 1 homolog. Gene Ontology annotation, biological process: T cell receptor signaling pathway; regulation of cytokine production. NCBI's taxonomy places the organism in Eukaryota, Metazoa, Chordata, Actinopteri, Beloniformes, Adrianichthyidae. The record is from RefSeq and is a predicted model, not a curated record. Gene Ontology annotation, cellular component: external side of plasma membrane. Gene Ontology annotation, molecular function: signaling receptor binding.
UUUUUGUCAAGGUUAAAGUGUGCCGUGGCUCAAAAAAGGUUGAAAAACACUGUAUUAGAGCAAAUCAAAUCUAAAACCAGAGAAUUAUCAGAAUAAACCAAUAUUUAAGCUUAAGGAGAAACCUAAUAUCGACUAAUAUAUGUAUAGUACAUACUGUAUUUAUUAUGUUUAAUUAAAAAUCUUAGAUUUGCUCAAAGUGGUUUUCUGAAAGAGGAUCCUAAGGUCCAUCCAUACCAAGUUUGGUGCGUGUACCUUAAAAUGCAGAAUUCUAAGGUAGUUUGGGUCUUCAAGGAAGGCAGUAAAGUGCUUUAUAAGUACACACCACUUGUUGACACCAAUGUCUUUUGUCUAAAUGAGGCUAAAACUCCUGUUUGUUCUCCAGAUGGCUCUUCUGCUCAGCCACAUCAGGUGGUUGCAGUUGUUGGUGACGCCGUCACGCUGCCCUGCAGCUUAGAGGACAGAACCAGGUUUGAUGACAGUCCAACGGUGGAGUGGACGAGGGCCGACCUGGAUCCCAAGGCUGCUCUGGUGUACCGGGACAACUCUGAGGUCUUUGAGAUGAAACACCAGCGCUUUGAGUUCCGGACCAGCCUGUUCCACAGUGAGGUCAAAGACGGAAACGUGUCUUUGAGGAUCUCCAACGUCCAGCUGUCUGACGCUGGGAUGUUCUACUGCCUGAAGAUCCCAAAGGAAGAAGGCAGACUCCGGAUGGAGAACUCCACGGUGGAGCUGGUUGUUGUUUCAGCGUUUGACCCAAAGAUCACAGGGAUCUGGUUUGGCAGUAACUAUGUGGUCAUGGAGUGUGAAGCGAGAAACUGGCGGCCAAAGCCUCAGAUGAAGAUCCUGGACGAACAGGGGAGAGCUUUGACUGGAGAAAAGGCACAGACAGAAGAUCCAGGAGGAGUUUUCACCAUAAGGCAGAGAGUCACACUCCAACGUUCAGCUGACAGUCACAGGAUCGUCUGCAGAGUGGAGCUCCCACGUUUCAACCACAGCAGGACCACGCAGAUCCUCAUUUCAGAUGACCAAAUGGGUCAGAGAGUCCAGUGGUUUGCAGUUGACUGCCUGCGUUCCUAUUUCACCAUCGCCGGCAUCUGUGCCAUGAUUUUAUUAACUUUCUUUGGUUUCUUUCUGUGGAGGAGGAAGCUGCACCGAUACGCAUCACUUUCGGGGCUCCAGUUCCGUUGAUGGUCCAGGUGAACACCCAGGUGUUUAUGCGCCUCCACUUCUUCUGGAAAAGGGUUUGACAUGUUGCUUUACCUCAGUCUGCUUUGUAUGUUUUACAUUCAGAAUCAGAUGAUUAUCUCUGCACAAUGUCAGAAUGUGGUCCAGCUGUUGUCUCCACUCAGCCUCGUAUUCAUCUCUGACACAUCAGACGACUGUUAAGUAAUCUGAGUACUUCUGCAGACUUUGUUGUUAUGGACAGAAUCUUCAGGGCCCAGUAAUUCUCUUGUUAAAAGUCUAAAUGUGUGCUGCAUUUAAAUACAAAGACGUGUGAGAUAUAAAACUAACCUCUGAGAAUAAUAUUUUUGAUAUAAAAAGAACACUCCUUGUGCUAACAGAUAUUCAGACAUUGAUGAUGUUAAGGCCACAGCCAGAUUUUGCGCAAAUUGCACAAAUGAAAAUUCGUCGUACAUGAAAAUACGUGGAAAGCAAGAAAAGUUGUGGACAUGAAAAUUUCCCAAAUAUAUCUCCAAUGAACUACAUUAAAACCACAGAAGAAGUACAAAUAAACCACGCAAAGAACAUCUAAACCGUUUUUUUAUUGAAUUUCUUCCCGUUGACGUUCAGAGCCCUGCACAGAAAUCCAAUCUGGUCAGCACCAUGGUCAGCUCCUGCCGCGGCGCAGAGGUUAGCGCUCUCGCCUCAAAUCCUAGCUGGGUUCUCCCUAUGUGGAGCUUGCAUGUUCUCCUUGUACAUGUGUGGGUUUUCUGUGGGAACUCCAGCCUCCCCCACUGCCCAAAAACAUGCUCCAUAACGUCGUUAAGGAUUCUAAACGGCGAACCCCGUUUUUGCUCACAAGUAGCUGGGAUGGCUCCACUAGCCCCAUGACCCCAUAAUGGACUCAAAGGAUUCAGGAUAUGGAUGGAUGGAUAAUGUAUCAAGAAAUAAGAAAACUUGAUCCAUUUGUGUCAUUUAGAGUUUUAAAAACAUCAGGGACGAUAUAUUUACCUGAUGUUUCAAGAUCAUGUAGAAUUCAUGCAGAUAAGGCACCUUAACUUUAUAUAAAAAAAUGUUUUGAUGGUUGAGGUUUAAUCUGACAAAGAUGAAUCUUUUCUUUUCCUCCCAAUUCUUUUGUACAUGUGUUACGUUCAUAAAUGUUUGUUAUUUUAUGGAUGGAUCAUAAAGCUAUUGUCAUUUUUUUGUGAAUUGUUUUUUUUUUUGUUCCUUCUUAUUACCAAAGGGCUAUUUUUAGUUUUUUUUUUAAUUCCACUUUUUAAGUUAAUUCACAAAGUGUCUCUUUACAGGUCAGUGAGUUUUUUUUUUAAACUGUUAGAACUGUAUAAGCUUUAAAUGUGAUCAAAAAAGAUCCUUUCAUGUUCUGGUAGAAAGACUUCUACAAUCAUGCUGUGAUGUCUUAAUGAAUAUCAAAAUACAAACAGUUCAGUUGGAAGUAUUUCUUGAAUGCUGCACUUUAUUCAAUAAACCUUCUUUUCUCACUGCA